ACACACACACACACUGUGACCUCUGGUGCUACUUCCUCUCCACAGCUGCUGCCUCUACUGAUCGAUAUUGUACAGUGCCGACAGGCAGAAAAGUCCAAAUCAGAGCUGUCACUAUGGUAACUGUCGUCCUAUUUCAGAUCUGCUCAUCAAUGGAGGCUCAAACACUGGACUGGUGAAGGGGAACGGCUGACCCACUUAAUCCAGAGCAUCCAAUAGUGAGAGUGCUGUUUGGUGACCAUCACACCUCCAACCAGGGCAACAACAAGAGCUUGCGUGAAAGACGUAAGAGAUUGCAUGAAAGACAGAGGAAUGAUGUGUGUGUUUGGACCUGGAUUCUGUUCACACGUCUACCUGUUGAUCCUGCUGAUGGCCAUGUGGCACUACAUCAGGCCACUGUGCGGAGGUCUGGUGAGGUUGGAUGAAGAAGUGGACAACAGCGUCUCCGUGAUCAGUCACUCUGAGCAUUUAAAGGCGCAGCUAGAGGCUCUACUGCUGCAUGGGAACAGCAGCGAUGUGUCUCUGCGUGUGGAGACGAAAGGCGGGGAUGAGGUGAAGGUGAUCCAAGCCCACACGCUCAUCUUGUCUCUGCAGAGCCGCACCUUCCAGAAGCUGCUUGAGAAGAGGAACGGCAGUACGCUGGUGCUGAGAGAGAGUCCAGAGUGCAUCGCUGUUUUCGAGAAAUUUAUCAGGUAUUUAUAUUGUGGUGAACUGCAUUUACGUUUGGAUGAAACCACCGCUCUGCAUGAGCUGGCCACCAAAUACGGUAUCUCAGUUCUCCAGCAUGGCCUGACGGAAUACAUGAUCCAAAAUCUGGCCAGUGCUUCUCUGAGUGGCCACGUGGUGCGCUGGUACGAGUAUGCGACCACCGAGGGCGAUGCUAACCUUCGUGCCAGCUGCCUGCAGUUCCUGUUGCGGAACUUGACGUCGGUGUUGUGGAGCUCGCAGUGGUCGUCGGUCAGCGCCGAACUGCUGAUGGCGCUACUGCAGCGCUCUGACCUGGUGCUGCACAGCGAGCUCGAACUGUUUAAGGCCGUCGAGACCUGGCUGUUGCACAACGAGCCAGACAACCUGACAGUGGAAAAUGUAUUGCGUGCAGUGCGUUACCCUAUGAUCCCACCACGUGAGCUGUUCCGCUUGCAACGUGAGUCGCAGGUGCUCUUGCGCUACUACGAGUCAGUGCGCGAUCUCCUGUACAUGGCCUACCAGUUCCAUGCAGCGCCCCCACCACUGCUUGCCAAGUUUUUCGAUGUGAACUGCAGCCUGUUCAUCCCACGCAACUACCUAGCACCAGCGUGGGGCAGCGCGUGGCUCAUUAACAACCCAGUACGUGAUGACCGCACGGCUACCUUCCACACACAGCUGGGCCCGAGUGCCCAUGACUCCAGCAAACGUGUGAUUUGGAAUGCACAGUUCUCACCACGCUCACGUUCUGACGGUAACCCACGUAUCGUAAUCACACCCGCCUCCUCCAGCCCCGACUUCGCGGGUGUCAUCUUCCAGAAGACGGUGAUCGUGUGUGUGAGGCAGCAGGGCCUGCUGGUGGUACGCCGUGUGUACAACUUCCACCAAAGCACAGAAGAGAAUGGCGACUUUCUGACUGACGGUGACCUACAUGAGAGCACUUCUGAGUAUUUGGUGAAUGGCUGGUUGCACCUGCACGUUAUCAUCAAACCCAUCUAUCAGACACUUAUCUCCACAAAAAUAAAAUAAAAACACGGUUUGCUAUAAAUACAGGAAAUACAGGUGAUGGAAGGAUUUACAUUUCUUAUGUACUCUGUUUUCCCAUGACAAUUAAUUUAUUUUAAUUUUUCCCAUUUUAAUUAAUUUUAGUUUUCUCAUAAUCCCAAUUUUUUAUGUUAUAAUCAGCAAAUAAGAAAUGUUGUUUCUCUUGAGAUACCUCAGCAAAUUUGUAAAGGUCUUAGGAGAGUUAAACAUUAUUUUCCUGAGAAAAUUACAUCGUAAAUCUGAGAUUAUAAAAUGUUUUGAUUAUAAAUUGUAUAAAAUGGACAAAACAAAUUGAAUGUCGAUUGGCCCUACUGGGGUUUUUACUUUAUUUUUGAAUUUCUUAUGCUUGCAAAUUCAUAGAUAUACCUGACUUUAUGUACAAGAACAGAGCAAACCACAUUUGUUUUUCAUGCCAUUACAAAAUAUAUUAAAUAAUUAAUUAAAUAUUUUAAAAAAUGUUCACAUACAAAAUUUCUGAGCAUCAGCUUUGAAAACAAUAGAAUAAACAGUGACAGAUGUCAAUGAGAUUUAAAACUUUGGCGACAUGAUUAGUGUACCUGAGAUUCUAACAUAAACAACAUAAACAUUUUUUUUCCAGAAGAAAUAACACCAUAAGCAAUCUUACAUGUAGCCAAAAAAUAAUAUUAGCAAUGUAUAUUUAAACACAAAAUGAUACAGUUACUUACCACUGUUUUACACUGUGCUACUCUCCAUUCACUUCAGUUUGCAUUUGCAGCUUGUCAGUUAACACCAUGGAGUAGGGCUAGUACAACUUCUGACAUAAAUCUGCAGUAAUCUGAGCGUACUGUCAGUGAUCUGUUGUCUAAAUGCUCAUUUAUGCAGGUCUUUAAAUACCUUAUUUAAGGUAUAAUAAAUACAUUGGAAAAUCUCUAAGGCGAAAAUCUCUAAUCUCUGGUGAUAUGGCAGUGAUUCAUAUGGAUAAUGUACAGGUUUAACGCUCCUGAUGCAGUAGUGGUAAUCAUGUACAUUAUGCAUUUCAGAAAUGUUUACUCUAAAAAAAAAAAAAACAGUUUCAAUGUGAAAAUCUGUAACUUCACCAAUCUUCUGCUUUUUUUGUUUACUUCCUAAUAAAAUAAAGCCAGUGAGAGUUGAACUUCUGCUUCGUAAUUUACUUAGCACCAUGUGUAGGUGCAAUAUGUAAUUAUACAGUAUAUGUGUAAACAUGUUAGAUGUAAAACAGAGACACCUGCUGGAGACUUUUGGUUUACUUUGGCACAUGAAGGGAUAACAAAUAUGGUGCCAUUUUAUGGCUGGGAUAAGUGAUGUGGAAGGUGCCAGCAGGUGCAAAGUUGUCAGUCUUCCUUUUAACAUUUCCUUUUUUGAGCUUGUUGCCAUGUAAAAUCCUCCUGUGUUUGUUGUUGUUGUUUUGUUUCCUGUAAUGACUUAAAACACAUCAAACAAACUUCAUAUUUCCUUGUCCCUUGAGAACUGCUGAAAACCCCUGUAAGAAUACCAUAAUGUAAGUGACAUUAGAA
Pangasianodon hypophthalmus (striped catfish) is the source of this 3221-nucleotide messenger RNA. RefSeq names its product BTB (POZ) domain containing 17a (gene btbd17a). The transcript is spliced from 3 exons. Gene Ontology annotation, molecular function: protein binding. The record is from RefSeq and is a predicted model, not a curated record. The coding region runs from base 295 to 1710 and encodes 471 amino acids. NCBI's taxonomy places the organism in Eukaryota, Metazoa, Chordata, Actinopteri, Siluriformes, Pangasiidae.